This is a messenger RNA of Humulus lupulus (European hop), 2433 nucleotides long. Its product is annotated as histone-lysine N-methyltransferase, H3 lysine-9 specific SUVH4. Lineage: Eukaryota; Viridiplantae; Streptophyta; Magnoliopsida; Rosales; Cannabaceae. The transcript is spliced from 15 exons. The record is from RefSeq and is a predicted model, not a curated record. Gene Ontology annotation, molecular function: protein binding; zinc ion binding; histone methyltransferase activity. Bases 152 to 2242 code for a protein of 696 amino acids. Gene Ontology annotation, cellular component: nucleus.
GUUCGAAGACCGUACAGUUACACCACCCCAUACAGAGAGAGAAUCAGAGAGAGAAAAAGAGAGAGUAGAGAGAGAGAGAGAGAGGAGAAGAACCCUUCGGUUCCAGUUUUUCCCUAAAAGAAAUUUUGAGAAGGGAGAGAGGGUUUGGAACAUGGUUGAGAAAUCUCUGAAAUGCAUGGGUUCGAUUCAGAGUCCCAUUCCCAACGCCGCUUCUUCCGAUUCUCCUCAGGUUCCUCCUCACUCUUCGCCUCUCAAAAUCUCCAAAUGUGAUGUUUUGACGAAGACGGUUUCGGCGACUGCUGCUGCUGCUGCGGAAGAGGAACCAUCUUCCACCAGGAGACACAGUGCUCGGAUUAAGCUCAGGCAGAAAGUUGAGAAAGAAGUUCUCGUUCGGCGAAGAGUCGAGUUGCUUGAUGGUCGUCCAGAAGGAGAUGGAGCUUCUAAGAAGAGAAGGCUUUCUUCUUCUUCUACUAAUGCCGUAGUUUCUACUCCCGAGCCUCUGGUUAUUGAAGAAAAUACGACUAUUAACUUAAGUGAGAGUGGUCCGACCCCUCUUAAUUUGGAGGGGAAGAGCGACCAUGCGAAGGUCAAGGAAACUCUCAGGUUGUUCAACAAGCACUAUCUGCAUUUCGUUCAGGAGGAGGAGAAGAGGUGCGCAAGAGUGGUGGAAGAUAAGAAAACAUCUAAAGGUUCUAAAUCCAAGAAAAAAGUUGUAGUAGAAGAUACAAAGAACAAAGCAAAGCGACCUGAUUUGAAGGCAAUAACCAAGAUGAUGGAGACUAAAGAGAUUUUAUUUCCGGGUAAAAGAAUGGGCAAUAUUCCAGGUAUUGAUGUUGGACAUCAGUUCUAUUCUCGAGCUGAAAUGGUUGUUGUUGGUUUCCAUAGCCACUGGUUGAAUGGAAUUGACUAUAUGGGGCAGCUCUACAGCAAAGGGGAGUACAGCAAGUAUACAUUCCCAGUUGCGGUGGCUAUUGUUUUGUCUGGCAUGUACGAGGAUGAUUUAGACAAUGCUGAGGAUGUGGUGUAUACUGGACAAGGUGGGCAUAAUUUGACUGGUGACAAACGUCAAAUUAGAGAUCAAGUUCUAGAGCGUGGCAAUUUGGCACUCAAGAAUUGUGUUGAUCAAGGUGUACCAGUUAGAGUUGUUCGUGGCCAUGAAUCUUCGAGCAGCUAUUGUGGAAAAGUGUACACAUAUGAUGGGUUAUAUAAGGUUGUUCAGUAUUGGGCAGAGAAGGGUAUAUCUGGAUUCACUGUUUUCAAGUAUCGCCUAAAGCGACUCGAAGGGCAACCAUUGUUGACCACUAACCAGGUUCAAUUUAGCUUUGGGCGUGUUCCUCAGUCAGUUGGAGAAAUACGAGGGUUGGUGUGCGAAGACAUCACUGGUGGCCAGGAGACUAUCCCCAUUCCAGCUACAAAUUUAGUUGAUGAUCCACCUGUUGCACCGACAGGUUACAAAUAUUUGAAAUCUAUUAAACCUGCAAAGAAUGUCAAGCUUCCCUCAGGUACCGGAGGAUGCAAAUGCGUAGGAACUUGUGUGGAUUCAAAGACUUGUGCAUGUGCUAUGCUUAACGGCUCGGACUUCCCAUACGUGCAUCGUGAUGGAGGCAGACUAAUUGAAGCCAAAGAUGUGGUCUACGAAUGUGGCCCCGGGUGUGGUUGUGGACCUGCCUGUGUGAACCGAACCUCUCAGAAAGGACUGAAGUAUCGAUUUGAGGUUUUCCGCACACCAAAGAAAGGUUGGGCUGUCAGAUCUUGGGAUUUUAUACCUUCUGGUGCACCAAUUUGUGAGUAUACUGGAAUACUUAGGAGGACAGAAGAUGUAGAUAGUGUCUCUGGGAAUGAUUAUAUAUUUGACAUAGAUUGCUUGCAAACAAUGAAGGGUCUUGGUGGAAGAGAGCGGCGGUCACGUGAUGCAUAUGGGUCUGAGAUCAAUUCAUCAGACAAACAUGAAGUAUCUGAAAGUUCUCCGGAGUUUUGUAUUGAUGCUGGUUACAGUGGGAACAUUGCUAGAUUUAUUAAUCAUAGCUGUGGACCCAAUCUGUUUGUCCAGUGUGUUUUGCACGCCCACCAUGACAUGAAACUUGCUCGGGUAAUGUUAUUUGCAGCAGACAACAUACCCCCAUUACAGGAGCUCACCUAUGAUUACGGCUAUGCCCUAGAUAGUGUGUUCGGUCCUGAUGGAAAGGUGAAAAAGGUGCCAUGUUACUGUGGUGCGGCAGACUGUAGGAAGCGCUUAUACUAAGUAUAGCUGACCUGUAAGUUUGUUCCAAACAGACAUUUUUUUUUAUGGGCUGCACCUACAAACACCGAGUUGCAAGUUAAUCACCAAGAACUAACCUUAUAUUUCCCUUUCUGGGAAAUUCCCAUGUUACACCAAAAGAUCAUAUUAUAAUUGAGAUGAAUGAAGAGAAAUGAUAGAGCAAUAUUUUGACA